Messenger RNA from Echinops telfairi (small Madagascar hedgehog), 3096 nucleotides. It is a transcript of the gene APPL2, whose product is annotated as adaptor protein, phosphotyrosine interacting with PH domain and leucine zipper 2. Gene Ontology annotation, biological process: signaling. Gene Ontology annotation, molecular function: protein binding. Gene Ontology annotation, cellular component: endosome membrane; cytoplasm. The record is from RefSeq and is a predicted model, not a curated record. The transcript has 21 exons. Bases 73 to 2061 code for a protein of 662 amino acids. NCBI's taxonomy places the organism in Eukaryota, Metazoa, Chordata, Mammalia, Afrosoricida, Tenrecidae.
GGAGCACCCUCCGGGACCCCGCCUCCCGCUCUCCGUCCUUCCGUCGCUCCCUCGGCCAGGCCGCGCAGCAUCAUGCCCGCCGUGGACAAGCUCCUGCUGGAGGAGGCGUUGCAGGACAGCCCGCAGACUCGUUCCUUACUGAGCGUUUUCGAGGAAGAUGCCAGCACCCUCACGGACUACACCAACCAGCUGCUCCAGGCCAUGCAGCGUGUCUACGGAGCCCAGAAUGAGAUGUGCCUGGCCACUCAACAGCUUUCUAAACAACUGCUGGCAUAUGAAAAACAGAAUUUUGCCCUUGGCAAAGGAGAUGAAGAAGUGAUUUCUACGCUCCACUAUUUUUCCAAAGUGGUGGAUGAGCUCAACGUCCUCCACACAGAGCUGGCUCAGCAGCUGGCAGACACGAUGGUUCUCCACAUGAUUCAGUUUCGAGAAAAGGAUCUCACAGAAGUAAGCACUUUGAAGGAUCUCUUUGGACUGGCCAGCAGUGAGCAUGACCUCUCAAUGGCCAAAUACAGCAGGCUGCCCAAGAGAAGGGAGAAUGGAAAGGUGAAGUCGGAAGUGGUGAAAGAGGUGGCGGCGGCACGGCGGAAGCAGCACCUCUCCUCCCUGCAGUACUACUGCGCCCUCAACGCACUGCAGUACCGAAAGCGGGUGGCCAUGAUGGAGCCCAUGAUGGGCUUUGCCCACGGACAGAUUAAUUUCUUUAAGAAGGGAGCAGAGAUGUUUUCCAGAAAUAUGGAUGGCUUAUUAUCCUCCACUGCAGACAUGGUGCAAAGCAUCCAGGUAGAGCUGGAAGCCGAAGCCGAAAAGAUGCGGGUGUCCCAGCAAGAGCUGCUCUCUGUGGAUGAGUCCGCCUACACCCCAGACUCUGACGUCGCCGCGCCACAGAUCAACCGGAACCUCAUCCAGAAGGCUGGCUACCUGAACCUCAGAAAUAAAACAGGGCUGGUCACCACCACCUGGGAGCGACUGUACUUCUUCACCCAAGGCGGGAACCUCAUGUGUCAGCCCAGGGGCGCCGUGGCGGGGGGCUUGAUCCAGGACCUGGACAACUGCUCAGUGAUGGCAGUGGACUGCGAGGACCGGCGAUACUGCUUCCAGAUCACCACCCCUAACGGAAAAUCGGGAAUCACGCUCCAGGCAGAGAGCAGAAAGGAGAACGAGGAGUGGAUCUGCGCCAUAAACAACAUCUCCAGACAGAUCUACCUGACGGAUAACCCGGAGGCCGUGGCCCUCAAGUUGAACCAGACGGCGCUGGAAGCCGUGACGCCCGUCACAAGCUUCGGGAAAAAAGCAGGAAGCACGUCCCCCAGUCAGAGCGUGAGACACUCGGAAACAGAAAAUGACAAGAUCUCGCCCAAAGCCGCGGCUGGUGCUCCUGAAGCGGAACAGCUGAUUGCCCCAGGAACCCCGAUCCAGUUUGACAUUGUGCUUCCCGCCACAGAGUUCCUGGAUCAGAACAGAGGCAGCAGGCGGAUCAACCCAUUCGGUGAAACUGAGGAGGAAGCAUUUCCAGAAGCUGAAGAUUCUCUGCUGCAGCAGAUGUUCAUUGUGCGGUUUUUGGGGUCCAUGGCCGUGAGGACAGACAGCACCACGGAAGUGAUCUACGAAGCCAUGAGACAAGUCCUGGCAGCCCGGGCCAUCCACAACAUCUUCCGCACGACCGAAUCCCACCUGAUGGUAACCAGCCAGACCCUGAGGCUGAUCGAUCCUCAGACUCAAGUUACAAGGGCCAACNUUGAACUGGCCAGUGUCACCCAGUUUGCUGCUCAUCAAGAAAACAGGAGGCUGGUUGGCUUCGUCACCCGCAUGCCGGAGUCCACGGGAGAAGAGUCCCUGAGCGCGUACGUCUUUGAGAGCAACUCGGAAGGCGAAAAGAUAUGUUACGCUAUUAAUUUGGGAAAAGAAAUUAUUGAGGUUCAGAAGGAUCCAGAAGCAUUGGCUCAACUAAUGCUGUCCAUCCCACUAACCAAUGACGGGAAGUUUAUCCUAUUAAGUGACCAAGCAGAUGACCAUAACGGGAGUCCGCGUGGAAAGAGCGGCGCCGAGUCUGAAGCAUAAACCCGCGCGCACCUUUGGGGGAAGAGCCCACGGGAAGGAUGGAAGGGGAGCUCCUCCCCUAAGGGUUGUCCACUUCUCUGACACGCAGGCCCACUAACUGGUUUCAGAACGCCGCAGUCGCCCGGGGAGCAGACUCCCGGCCUUGACCCUGAGACGUGGGAGGGAAAGCGGAGGCGUGCUUGACGGCACAUCUCCGCCCAUCCGCAAAUGUUGUCUUAGGUGCUCGGGGUAAGUCAUCUUCUACGUCGUCCGUCGUCUCCGGCACUCGCGUUUUUAAAGCAAAACACAACAAUGAUGACGGAAAAAAAAACAACCCCGCAUUAUUCACUUCAUUCGAAUGUCAUUUCUUUUCAGUCUCCUUUUCUAAAAAGUGACAAAAGCCUCGAUUUGCGAUUUGAUAAACACUAAAUAUUUCCUAUUAAUAUCUAUUUUUGUAUUCUACCUAAUGAGCUUUAAGUGCCUGCCGUUCUGAAGGUCCUGUAUUUAUAAACCAGCUCUGCUCGUAAUUGGACCUGUUAGCCUCUGGGUGUGCUGGUUUGGGGGGGCGGGGCAGUGGCUCACUCUGAGGCCCAAAUGCGGACAGAACUCCAGGGCUGGUGGCCUUGGUCAGACGUCAUGCAAUAAAUAGGCCGCGAUGAGCCUGCUGCAAGAAUCUUCCUUUGAUGGUAGUAGACCAGCACUCAGAAGGUGAAGGUCCAGCAAGCUCCGAAUGCCCUGCUGUUGGUGGGGCCCCUGUGGGCUGGGCGCAGCUCUCCCAAUUCCCAUCCCCUCUGAGCCAGAGCCAACCUUCCCAAAGGGGACCCAUUUCAACCCUCACUGAAGCCCAGCUAGUCCCACAUGCUCCCACCUGGUUCUUUGCCGCCGCCCCAGGCGGAGUUGGGCCCUGCCACCCUCCCACCUGUGAACCAAGCAACGACGGAUAAAGAUUCUGGAUUGGUCCAUGUGUUUAAUUGUAACCACGUUCAGCAGAAUCUCCUUAUCUUUGUAAUCGAUUAGCCUAGCAGUACGUGCUCGCGAAUAAAAACGACAAGUCUG